AUGGAGGCGAUCGACUCGGUGCGCGCUCAGACCUAUGCACCGAUCGAGCUGAUCGUCGUGGACGACGGGUCGACCGAUGGAACCUCGGAGCGGCUCAGUGGGGAGCCCGGCGUGCGACUGCUCCGUAUCGACCACACCGGCUGUCCCGGAGCGGUACGCAACGCCGGCGUGGCGAUCGCGACCGGAGACCACCUGGCCUUCCUCGACUCCGACGACCUGUGGAUGCCGGACAAGCUGGCCGUGCAGAUGGAGCUGCUGCGCGGGCGUCCCGAGGUUCCGAUCGUCCACUGCCGGGAGCACUGGGUGCGCGGCGGCCGGACGGUGUCGCAGGCCGAUCAACGCCAUCGGCGCGACGGCCGCCUGUUCGCGGACGCGGUCCGCAAGUGCGUGAUCGGACCGUCCACGGUGGUCCUGCACCGCGCCGUCCUGCGGGAGGUCGGCGGAUUUCGCGAAGACCUGGAGAUCGCCGAGGACUACGAGCUGUGGCUGCGGGUGACCGCCCGGUUCCCGGUCGCCUAUUGCGACCGGCCCCUGGUGACCAAACGCGCCGGCCACGGCGACCAGCUAUCGGAGCGGUACGGCCAGAUCGAGCGGUUUCGCAUCGCCGCCCUGGCGCCGCUCGUGGCGGCCGACCGUGCCUGA
Molecule: messenger RNA, 642 nt
Organism: Geodia barretti
Lineage: Eukaryota; Metazoa; Porifera; Demospongiae; Tetractinellida; Geodiidae
Source: the annotation of a GenBank genome assembly